AUGACUGAUUCGCAAACGCCUGAACGUCCUGCGGGGAGUCUCGAUGCAGAGGAACCAGGGCAGGAGCCUGCAAAGUCCCAAGAGCUAACAGCAGCUCCGGCUGUCCGGGAAGCUUGGGGGGCGCUGACAGCUGUACAAGGAAAGCAAUCCAGUGGGGACAAUUGGGGAACUGGGGAAGCUAGUGCAGCUGGAGAAAUGCCGCAUCCCAGUGCAGAAGCACCCCAGCAAACAGCUGCGUCCGCCGUUACCCAGGCAGCUGGUCCUCUCGUCGCCGGCCUAAAACGAGCAGUUGCAUCCGUAGUGGAUGCGCUUGAGUCGUUCUUUGAGCCCUCUAUGCCGGCAGACUGGAUGUACACCUUCCCACUUAUCGGCGAACGGGAGACGGGAGACGACCUGAACACCGUGUUGCGCUUCCUUCAAAGCGCUGGACACCACCCCAGAUCUGCUCUUCCGGGUAGACCCGUCAUAGAGAGAAAAGUGGAGUUGAAGUCGGAAGCUGGCAGCAACGUAAUUGGUUCUUCUACAAUCCGACUUGUCGAAGAGACACAUACGGAUAAUUGCAAAGCAUAG
Eimeria mitis is the source of this 570-nucleotide messenger RNA. RefSeq lists its product as uncharacterized. Bases 1 to 570 code for a protein of 189 amino acids. NCBI's taxonomy places the organism in Eukaryota, Apicomplexa, Conoidasida, Eucoccidiorida, Eimeriidae. The record is from RefSeq and is a predicted model, not a curated record. The transcript has 4 exons.